Messenger RNA from Tribolium madens (black flour beetle), 3638 nucleotides. Its product is annotated as semaphorin-5B. Gene Ontology annotation, molecular function: semaphorin receptor binding; chemorepellent activity. Lineage: Eukaryota; Metazoa; Arthropoda; Insecta; Coleoptera; Tenebrionidae. The coding region runs from base 360 to 3443 and encodes 1027 amino acids. The record is from RefSeq and is a predicted model, not a curated record. Gene Ontology annotation, biological process: semaphorin-plexin signaling pathway; negative regulation of axon extension involved in axon guidance; axon guidance. The transcript is spliced from 9 exons.
ACAGUUCAUAACCCACUCCAUGCAAUCGAAUACCGUUCAUGCAAUGAACCUAAACGUUUCGCUUCACAGAAAGGCAACACAGUGUUUAUACCCAAACAACCUAGUCAAGGUCGUUCCAUAAUUUUAUUUAUUCCCAACAUCUGUGUUAUAUUUUUAUGCAGAUGAGGAGUUUUUCGGACGAGUAGUUCGACUAGUGACUGUGAUUUGUGUUUAAAAUGCACAUUUUUAGUGAUAUUUGCAGAUUUAUAAACAGAUUUUUGAUGUGAUGGAAAGUUGGACGAUGUCUUGCCGCUCUCCCCUCUUUACUGACCUGUCUACCCAACUAUGCUCAUAGAAAAUCAUACUUAGCAUGCGCAAGAAUGGUGCCACAUGGAUUUUUAAAUUUCUUAUUUUGCCUGUCGAUUGUUCUAACACUAACUUUAUCAGCGGAGCAUGAUUUUCGAUAUAUUUCGUUUCAAGAUCUUCAACAAUCUUUAAACAAAUUUUCACAAGAUGAGGUUGUCUCCUACUCCCAAAUGCUUUUCGAUGUAGCUAGGAAUCAAGUUUUAGUCGGCGCAAGAGACGUCUUAUUUCGGUUAUCCUUGACAAAACUGGAGCUGCUGGAGUCGGCCGAAUGGCCAGCCUCCAGAGACAAACGAAUCGAAUGCAUCAAUAAAGGCCAAUCCGACGAGUUUUGCCACAACUACAUCAAAAUUUUGCUAACAAAUGGUAAAAACCUAUUUGUCUGCGGCACAAACGCCUUCUCCCCCCAGUGUUCCACCAGAAAAAUCGAAAAUGUGUCAGACGUUACUGAAUGGGUUGAUGGUUUGGCGAAAUGUCCUUACAAUCCUGUCGCCAACAUCACUGGUUUUAUGUCAGAACAAGGGGAGUAUUAUUUUGGCGGACCGACAGAUUUCUCCAGUUCCGAUUUCGUCUUCUCCAAAAAUGUUGGCUCUGUUACGAUCAGGACGAAACAAUACAAUAGUUUUUUGUUGAAUGAUCCACAGUUUGUGGGCACUUUUGAGACUGAAAAUUUUGUGUACUUCUUGUUCAGAGAGACAGCUGUGGAGUACAUGAAUUGUGGCAAGACUAUUUAUUCUAGAAUAGCCCGUGUUUGUAAAAAUGAUCCAGGGGGGCACACCAUGUUGAAGGAUAAUUGGACGACGUUUCUAAAAGCACGUUUAAAUUGUUCGGUUAGUGGGGAAUAUCCGUUUUAUUUCGAUGAAAUUCAAAGCAUGUCUUAUGUACCUGAUGAAAACAUCGUCUAUGCUACAUUUACAACACCGAGUAAUAGUAUAGCAGGCUCAGCAAUUUGCGCUUUUAAUUUAUCGUCGAUUGAAGCCGCGUUUGCGGGCCCUUUCAAGUAUAGAGAAAACAUGGACAGCGCAUGGGGGAAAUACAACGUACAUCAUCGAGAUCACUUCAACUGUAAAUCAUCUCCUCGAAGUAGCCACCUUUUAGAAACCUCUAAAUACCAACUAAUGGACAGCGCUGUUCAAGCAACCACUCUCAACCCAUUACACGUUGCACAGUUAGAAAGAUUCACACAUAUAACAGUCGAUGUUUUAUCGACAAAAAUCCACACUUCCGUUCACGUGAUUUACGUUGCGACAACUGAGGGAGUGAUUAAAAAGAUUUCGGUCUUGCCUCGAACCCAGGAAACUUGCGUCGUGGAGAUUUGGCAAACAGUCCAAGACGCCGCAAUUCCCAUCAAAAGUAUCCAAUUUUUAAAAGCCACUAAAUCCAUAUACGUCGCUACCGACCAAAACGUUAUGAAAAUCCCCUCCGAUCAUUGCAUGCGCCACACUUCAAAAAACAGUUGUUUGAAUGCAAUGGACCCCUAUUGCGGUUGGAACGAACGGUACGAAAACUGUUCCACAGCCCCGAAUUCGGACCCUCUGGACAAAUACUGGAAACAAGCAGUGACCACGUGUCCGAUUCUGGACACCGUGAUCGACGGGGGAUGGUCCUCAUGGUCCAAUUGGGCUCCUUGCGUCCAACGAAACACUCUCGAUUCAGAAUCUGACAAUUGUUUGUGUCAAGUAAGGGAGUGUAAUAACCCGGCCCCGAAAAAUGGAGGCCUGCCCUGUAGUGGGCCUGCGAUUGCGGUGACGAAUUGUACAGUGCAUGGGGGGUGGUCAGUGUGGUCCGCGUGGUCGGCCUGUUCUGCCACCUGUGGCACCGCUGUGAAAACCCGGAGCCGGACCUGUACAAAUCCGGCACCGGCUCAUGGGGGACGAGUGUGUGUGGGACAGGACCGAACUGAGGCAUUUUGUGACGCUGAGAUACCCCCAUGCCCGGCGCUUCCCCAAGAUGGGGGUUGGAGUGACUGGAGCGAUUGGAGUGACUGUUCCCCAAGUCAUUGCUCCGGCUGUAAGAAAAGAACAAGGAUUUGUAAUAAUCCACAUCCUGAAAAUGGGGGACAUUUCUGUGUCGGAAAUGACGAAGAGUUCAAAUUCGAUUAUUACGAACACAGGAAAAUUGUCAAUACACCUUGGAUCAGUCUUACCAACAGCACCGGUGAUUACAAGAAACGCUUCAGGUGCUCGUGUAAGGCUCCAGUGAAAUCAUCUCUUAUUAAGGUCGCAAUGAAGGAGGAAGUUUGUAAUAAUGAAAACUGUUUUAUGAAAGACACUGAACAUCCUAAGUGGAGUGUGUGGGGGGCAUGGGGGGAGUGUUCGGUUCAGUGUGGGGGCGGCUUACAAAAUAGAACGAGAUAUUGUGAAGGGAUCGGUUGCACAGGACCAUCUGUGCAAACUAGGGAGUGUAAUAAACAUCACUGUCGAGAGUGGGGUUGCUGGUCGGAAUGGUCACCCUGCAAUGCUUCCUGUGGUUGGGGGGUCAGAACGAGGCAUCGUGUUUGUUUAGGAUCGAACUGUUCGGGCCAUGAUUGGGAAAAAGAGCCCUGUCAGAAUGAACCGUGCGAAUCAAUUCUUGGGUGGAGCAAUUGGACUUCGUGGUCUGUUUGCGAUAAGAACAAUGAACAACACCGACAACGUCAGUGUCGGACCUUAAAUGCCGGACCGAAUAUCUGUCAAGGGAACAGCGUUGAAACAAGAAUGUGUAUUCCAGAACAAUUGAAUGAUAUAACAAGAAUGGCUAGUGAGUCUCCACAGCUGGCAUCCCCUGGGGGCGCAGUUCUCUUCUUAUUCCUCGGUAUAGUCAUCGGUCUUGUGUCUGGAGUUGGAGGGACGCACUACUAUCACAAAAAGAGGAAGAUCAAAAUUCCCAGUUCGCCACAUUACAUGAGUCCUAAACAAAAUCCCUACAUUACAAUGCCUCUUCAAGAGAGGUCUAAGAAACACAGUGCUUCAACAUCAAACAAUCUUUUAAAUAACGGGACACUUAAAUCAAAAUAUAGUAGUGAUUAUGAAAGUGCAACGCUUAAAAGAAACAGUCACACGUUAAAUAACGGACAUGUAAAGCAGGACUUACUCGAUGAUGAUAAGUACUAUUAUGACUGAGUUGUUUGUUGAUAAAUGUGAUAUAAAUUUUAUAAGGAAUGUACCUGUUAUUAAUUUUAAUAAUAAGUUGAUUUUAAGUUAACAUUGAAACUGAAUCAGCGCCAUAAACGAUUUGUAAAAUAUUAACAAAAAGCUGUAUAUAUCUUGUAUCACUCAUAUUGAGUUAGUAGUAGUUAAAUAAAGUUUUUAUAAGGA